AAUAUAAAUUGAAAUACAACUUUGUUAAUUAGUAACUAUUAAAUCCAAUUAUGUUGUUAUAAAAACCAUUUUUUAUUUAAAAGCAAUUAGACACAUAUAAAAGCAAUAAUAAAUUAAAAUAAAUUAGAAUAAAUAUUUGAAAUGUAAACUCAUACAUUAUGCCUAGUGGAAGACGUAAUGCAGCUAGUAGAAAUGGACAAGCUAAAAUUCAAACUAAUUUUACUAUGUCUUCAAAUAAUGGUAUCCGAAGUAAUAGUGGAGAAAGAACAGCAGGUAGUGGUGCAGAUGAUAAAAAAUCAGAAGAACCUUGUGGAAUAAAAGCAUUGGUACCAAAACAUGUACCUAUACCAAUUGUACCUGUGGAUGGUCAUUUAUCAUUUGAAGCAUUAUCUUUAGUUGUAUCAAUUAUUGCAGCUUCUUUACAAAUGCUUAAUUUAUAUAGAACUGUAUGGUGGUUACCUCAUUCUUAUAAUAAUUAUAGUAUGAAUUUCUAUUUAAUAGAUCCUUAUUUACUUAUAUUUAUUAUAACUAUGGUAGCAAGACAAUUUAUUUAUUCUUUAUUGCGUCGAAUUAUUGAUAUUUCAUCACCAAUUCGUUGGUUAUCUACUGCUCAAAAAAUGAUGAGGAUAACCUUGUUAAUCAUUGUGAUGAAUAUAUUAUGUUGGUGUCUUUAUCAUAUGGCUGAAAAACAUAACUCAAUGAAAAUUUUUUAUUUAUGUUAUCCAAGUUUAUCUGUAUAUUUUGUAAUGUUUGGUAUAAGUGCAGCACCUUUUUUUGAUAUAUCAGCAAUACCUUUAUAUAGCAAAGAUGAAAAAAAAACAAAAUUUCUAAUAGAUAAACCUUUACAUAAUUGUUCAUUAAAUGCAUCGGCAAUCAGAGCAGAAGUUUCAACAUUAAGAUCUGAUUUUAAUCGUCGUUUAAAACGAGCUUUAUUUGCAUCCUCUAGUAGUGCUUAUGUAUGUGGUAUUGCACCUAUUAUAUUUGUACCUCAACAUUUACAUUUUAAUGUUUCAUGGGUUGUGCAACAUGUUAUUAUGUUCUGGCUUGAAAGAAUAAGUGCUCAUUUUACACAUACUUAUCCUGUCAGGUAUUGUGACGUUUUACAUAGAGCAGCAUUACAUCUUGGUCGAUGGGUUAAAAUUGAAAAUCGAAAUAGUCACACUUAUGCUCAAGCCUGGAAUGAUUCAGUGUUAUGGCCUCAUGGUUCAGUUGUUAGACAUAACAAAGAAAUUUAUCGUUCAGAAGGUUUAUGCACUGUGGCAGAACCAGGAAAUUCAAAUCAUUAUAGAUUUUAUGCUUUAUUUAGUAAUCCCACAAUGUUACUUUGCUCAAUGUUGGGCUUGCAGCUUCUUCUUGUGUGUGCACAAUUAUUUAUUUUAUUACGCACAACUGAUUGGUAUCAAGUAUUAUCAAUAACAUUGCUUCUUCUGAUUAACUAUUAUACUUUAUUUAAAAUUACUAGAGAUUACCUUAUUUGUUGGAAAGUAUAUCAUGCUGAGCAAAUAAUACAAGAAAAAUCGCAAAUGAUUGCAAAUUCUAGUGUACAAUAAAUAAAACAAAUUUUUAAAAAAUGUU
Molecule: messenger RNA, 1575 nt
Organism: Apis dorsata (giant honeybee)
Lineage: Eukaryota; Metazoa; Arthropoda; Insecta; Hymenoptera; Apidae
Product: transmembrane protein 39A
Exons: 7
Coding region: 159-1550 (463 amino acids)
Cellular component (GO): membrane
Source: RefSeq, a predicted model, not a curated record